AUGCUUCGAGAACUUACAACGUCUCUAAAGCGUGGCGGUGGUACAUCUACACCUCAUUCUGAAAGUAUUACACAAAAUUAUAUCUCGCCCGGCUGUAGCACGGCUGGGCCUAACUCCAUAUGCGAGGGAAGCUCGGUUCCAGAGGUUGGGGAUAGCGACGCAGCUUUCGAAGGGGAUUCCUCAUUGACAGCCCAUACUACAUUUGCGAGUGAAUUUCUUGAACAAGCUGUAACGAAUACAUCCCGACAGCUCAACCCAGAAAUGCAAAUUACACUUGCAUCGCUUCAGAAAAUGGUCCGGAUGCAAAACAGGAAAGGUGAUCCUCUAGAAAGCAGGCUUGAUCACCAGCAGCCAAUGCCAAAAGGAGGCUAUAGUCAAUUGCCGCUACCUCCCACAGACGUUAUUUUGAAGCUUUUACGCAAAGUCAAAGCCGCCCCACCCAUGACAUUCCUGAUGAGUUUAACUUUCGUAACAGUUGAAGAUUUUGUAGACGCGUGCCGCAGGCUUUAUUUCCCAACUGAAGACUACAAUAUUGCAAUAUUCAUCACGGUCAACACGGGCCUGUACUAUCUUUUCCAAGAUAAUACAUGCAGUGCAACAGAGGAUUUCUCCGAUGAAGAAUGUCUCAAAUACCAGCUGAUGUCUAGAGACAAUCUAGAAACUGCUCUUGCCAACUUACCACUCCUGCUACCAGCUAGAAAGGAUAUGGUGGAGGCUCUAGUCUUAAGUGCGACAUAUGCGGUAGAGAUUUCAAAGCUCAGUCUUGCAUGGCAGCUCAACUCUGCUGCAGCAAUGAUAUGCCAAACACUGGGCUGGCACCGCCUCCAAGGGCCGGAAGACGGCACCAGCGACGCAAGGAUUACAUUGUUUUGGUUUUGCUAUAUGCUCGAUAAAGGACUCGCCCUGAGAUUUGGGCGCACAUCAGUGAUUCAAGACUGGGAUGUAUCAGCUACGCGCCAUUUUGACAAUACAACCCUACCAACUUCUUGGAACUUGAUGAUCGGUCUCUGGAUUAACACUGGAGGUAUAUUAGGGGAGAUUUACCAACAUUUAUAUAGCCCCUCAGCCUUAGCAAGAGAUCCAAAUCAGCGAGUUGAAACAGCACGAUUACUGGUCGAAAAGAUGGAGCGGAUAUGGAACGAGAUGGUGGAGUUGUCUCAUUCAUCUGGAGCUCGGGAUCAAGAUUCAUUGAAAACAUUUUCUAAGCACCCUCAUAACCAAACGACUCUCGAUAUGGUUCAUAAAUCUGGUAGGGUAUCACACUUAGCAAAUUUGACCUUGAUAUAUCGCGCUAUACCCAGUGCCCCGGGCGUCCCAAGUACCUUUAAUGCCGAAUGUAUUGAUGCAGCAAGGGGUGCAUUUGGCUGCCAUUUUGAAUGUAUGGAAUUGAUUGCAAACAACUCUGUUGCAAUGGCUGGCUAUCUUCAUUGGACUAUACUAUACUCCCCGUUCACACCCUUCAUUGUUUUAUUCUGCCAUGUCAUCGAAACUUCAAAUAUCAAAGACCUUCAGCUCCUUGAUCAGUUUGCAGAGAGUCUACAACCAGCUCUUUCGAUCUCGCAGGCGAUUGAAAAAUUAUUCCGUCUGUGCAAAUUACUCCAUCAGAUUGCAGCACUUUAUGUUGAGGCCAAAGGACAACAGAAACAAGAUAGUGACAUGAACAUGGUUGGAAACGACCUCGACACAUAUCUCUCCCAACUCGGUUUUAUAUCCCAGAACCAUGCCGGCGAAAAUGUGAAUAUUAGCGCUACACCCGGAUCAGGUACUGCUCCUAUAGUAGGUUCGGGGCAAGAGUUGGGUGAUUGGUUCUCUGGGAAUAGGUAUAUCUUAGGGCUAAUGGAGGAUGAUUUCUUGGAUAUUGACCCGGGAAUGUGGUCAGGGAUAUGA
Molecule: messenger RNA, 1887 nt
Organism: Orbilia oligospora ATCC 24927
Lineage: Eukaryota; Fungi; Ascomycota; Orbiliomycetes; Orbiliales; Orbiliaceae
Exons: 4
Coding region: 1-1887 (628 amino acids)
Biological process (GO): DNA-templated transcription
Molecular function (GO): DNA binding; zinc ion binding
Source: RefSeq, a predicted model, not a curated record